CGCUCAGGACCCGAGCCGGGCUCUCGGAAGGCGGCGCCCCUUGUGCUGGCACGGAUGGUGCCCGCGCCCGCUGCCCAUUCCCGCUGCCCCAUUCCUAGGGCGAAGCGCCCAGAGGGAGCAGCCGGGGCGCGAAGAGGCGGGAGGGUCCCAGCGGGGCCCCACCCCGGCCUGCAGGGGAGGACAGUGCCAGGAGCCGGGAACGCGGCCCAGGGCCUGGGCUGGCACCUGGGGGCCUCGCCACCCCCACCCAUCCGCGCGCUCAGACAGGGCCCAGCGCGGCCUAGGACCUGGGCGGGCGGGAUGAGGUCACCGGGCCGCCUGCAUCCCCGACUGCCCCCGCCCCAGCAUCGCGGGCUCUCACCCUGGCCCCUAUCCCGCCCCUCCGCGGCCUGGGGCUGGGGGACUCGGGACGCGCAGCCCCCGCCCCUGGAAGCCGGCGCUUACGUAACAGGAUCCUUCCAGCGGGGCCGGCGCAGGACCGAGAGAGACUGACCGCGGGGAGGAGCUGGACUCAGCGGGGAGAUGAAGACGCCAGCAGGGGCGCCGGGACGCCCCCACCCCGCACUGCUCCAGGCAGGCCGGAGGGACGGCAGGCGCUGCCUAACCGGUAAACACCUGCUCAUCAACUGUCUGGACUGAUGCACUAUUCUGCAGCGAGAAACCACUCACAUGCGUGCAAAGACCUUUUGCAAAGAUUACUUUAAAGCUAAAUAGAAUCUGCAAAGUCUU
Heterocephalus glaber (naked mole-rat) is the source of this 729-nucleotide messenger RNA. NCBI's taxonomy places the organism in Eukaryota, Metazoa, Chordata, Mammalia, Rodentia, Bathyergidae. The record is from RefSeq and is a predicted model, not a curated record.